Belonocnema kinseyi is the source of this 1617-nucleotide messenger RNA. Its product is annotated as glutathione hydrolase 1 proenzyme-like. The record is from RefSeq and is a predicted model, not a curated record. Lineage: Eukaryota; Metazoa; Arthropoda; Insecta; Hymenoptera; Cynipidae. The transcript has 10 exons. Gene Ontology annotation, cellular component: plasma membrane. The annotation marks the transcript as partial. Gene Ontology annotation, biological process: glutathione catabolic process. Gene Ontology annotation, molecular function: glutathione gamma-glutamate hydrolase.
CCCGCAAGCCAAAGGAGUGGGUCCAAAGCUGCAGUAGCAGCGUUGAAUCAAGAAUGUUCAAAAAUUGGCGUAGAUAUGUUAUCAAAAAAUGGAUCAGCAGUCGAUGCUGCAGUGGCUACACUUUUGUGCGCUAAUGUAGUAUCUUUCCAUAGUUUGAGCCUCGGUGGUGGACUUAUGAUGACAAUUUGGAAUGCUACUACAAAGUCUGCAUAUUUUUUGAACGCCAGGGAAAUGGCAUCACGCCACGCCAAAUAUGAUAUGUUUAAAGGAAAUGAGAGCUUAGCUCAAAAAGGUGGUUUAGCUGUAGCUGUACCUGGUCAACUUCUAGGAUUAUGGACAGCGCAUAGACGAUUUGGAAAACUAGAUUGGCAAGAACUUUUUCAACCGGCCAUUUCGUUAUGCAAAAGGGGAUUCAAGAUGUCCCAGUAUUUAUCAGAAAUCGCGAGGGAUUUCGAGGAAGACAUAAGAGCGGAGCCUACUUUGGCAGAAAUACUUCUUAAUCCAAAAACUAAUGAUCUUUACAAGAUAGGAGAUACAAUAAGAAGAACAGUAUUGGCUAUGACUCUAGAAAAAUUAUCCGCUUCUGAUGGUUCUGGCGUUAAUGAAUUUUAUAAUGGUUCGAUUGCUAAAAAUUUGGCGCGAGAAAUCAAAGACUAUAACGGCAUCAUAGAUGAGAAGGAUUUCAGCAAUUACAAAGUUGCAUGGAAAAAUCCAAUUAAGGUAAAGUUUGGGAGUAUGACAAUGUACACGUCUCCUCCACCUGGAUCUGGUGCCCUUUUGGCAUUUAUGAUGAACGUAUUAGAAGGAGUUGAUUUCCACCAAGAUGAAACAAUUCUUUAUCAAUAUAUUGUAGAAACAUUCAAAUGGGCCUACGCGAGGCGAACUGAGUUAGGCGAUCCUGAAUUUGAACCGCAAGUCAAUGACUUGGUUGCUAAUGUUACAUGCAAGGAAUAUGCCAAAAGUAUUAGAAAUACUAUAAGAAAAGACUGGACAAGUUAUGAUCCAAAAUUUUAUGGUGCUGUAACAGAGAAUCCUGACAGUCACGGAACGUACCAUACAAGUAUUUUAGCUCCUGAUGGUUCAGCAGUUUCAGUCACUUCAACUAUAAAUGGAUUUUUUGGCGCUGUCUUUCGUUCAAAAUCAACUGGAAUUAUAUUUAAUAAUCAAAUGGAUGACUUUAGUUCUCCAAACAUUACGAAUCAUUAUGGAGUAGCACCUUCACCUGCCAACUUCAUCAAACCUGGAAAAAGGCCAUUAAGUUCAUUUUCUCCAACCAUCGUGGUAGAUGACAACAAUAAGGUCCGUCUGGUGAUUGGAGGAACGGGUGGUACAAAAAUAACCACGGCUGUAGCACUUACCAUGAUAUCAAAUCUCUGGAGGGGACACGAUCUUAAAAAAGCUGUGGGUGCUCCCAGGAUACAUCACCAGUUAUUUCCAAUGAAAGUUCAGAUGGAAGAAGGCUUCUCACCCUCGGUUCUACACUAUUUAGAUUCAAUUGGUCACAAUACAACUAAUUAUUUAGGAAUGGGAAGUACAGUUUCCGCGAUAGCAAAGGAAAAUGGAAUUAUAACAGCCAUUGCAGAUGGACGUCGACAGGGUGGAGCAUCAGGUUUUUGA